AUGGCGCAAGGUGUGACCUUCAACCUUCAUGACAAUGAGAUGGACCUGGACUAUGAAAACCUUGGAGAGGAGGACCUGACCCAGGAACCACUCUGCCAACUUAUUAGGAUGUCCUCACUGAGCUCCAGUGACAGUCCUGAAAUCCUGGAAAUGGAGGUGCUUAGCGAAAGCAAAGAUAGCCAAGCUGACCAUCUUGGCCACAAUCGAGAAGGGACAAGUAAAAGAGAACGGGACAAUCCUCUGACCAGGAACUGCUGGUCAGCUGCUACCCUGAAGGUCAUAUCUUCCAUGCCCAGUCACACUACCGAACAGAACCAAAAUAUGCACAUUUCCCAGCGUGUUAGACGUUCAUCCCGGCGACGUAGACACCGGACGUCCUUCUGGGGCCCUCACUCUGCAGGGCCAAGUACCCAGUGUGACACUUACCAGGCAGCUUCUGUAGAAAUCAAUGACGACGAAAACGAUAACCAGCAGGUGUUGUUUGAGCUCCAGAGUCUCUCGGUGGGGGAACGUUGGCGCAUGCUGCGAGCUCUGCCCCUUAACCUGACAGAGAAGACUAAGCUCAGGAAACUUGCUUUCAGAGAAUUCGCAGAAAAUUCACUCACUAACCGAAAUGUGCCAUGCUGCCGUAACCCCAGGCAGGACCUUGCCAGGAUACAGCAUCGCUACUUGCUCAGCUGGUUCCCUUCCUUCAUGAGAUCCCUGCGGUUGUGGCAGUUUUCACUGAAGAUACUAAGCGGUCGUUUUGGGACCGGAGUGCUCUCCUAUUUCCUCUUCCUCAGGACCCUCUUGCUCUUCAACAUCCUCCUCUUCCUCUGCACUGGCCUGUUCCUCGUCAUCCCUCAAGCCAUUCACCCUCCUCAGUACAACAACUCCAGCGUCAACCCAUUCACUGGACUCGACCUCUUCACUGGCACAGGUAUCCUCUCUCAGAGUCUGAUGUUUUACGGAUACUACAGCAGUACCAUCAUUAAAAGCUGUGGAUCUGCCAAGUUGGCCCACGAUGUGUUUGGUCAAGUCAUCAACCAGUCCAUCUGCCAGACUGGGGAAGGAACCCUGUUGAUGUCGUACAACAUAUCCUUAGCCUACCUCUUCACCAUUGGCAUAGCCCUCUUCAUCACGGGCAUCAUCCUCGUCUACUGCAUGUCAACAUACUUGGGGAGACGUUUCCACAUGUACAAGUCCGAAGAAAACCUGGCUAUGAAAGUGUUCUGCUCCUGGGACUUUAAAGUCAGCAAGAUGACAUCUGUCCAGCUGCAGUCUGAGACUCUCAGCACCCAGCUCAAGGAGCUGGUGUCUGAGGCGAUCCGUGGUGAGGACAAAAAGACCCUCGUGCAGCGACUGUGCCGCGUCAUGGUGCACCUUCUGGCUUGGGCUAUAUGUGUGGCUGUCAUUUCCCUGGUCGCCCUGGCCAUCAAUCGCCUCUCAAAGCACUUGGACGUGGGCAGAAGGCUGAAUCAUGGCCAUGGGAGUGAUGUUGUGGGCGACCUGCACAGAGACGCUUAUCUUCUGGUCCUGCCCGCCAUCGUGUCGGGCAUCAACAUGUUGCUCCCGGGCCUCUUGAAUCUGGUGUCUCUGAUGGAGCGCUUCAACGCCACCAGCGUACGCAUCUAUGUCUCUGUCCUCAGAAACCUGCUGUUGAAGAUCAGUGUGGUUGGAGUGCUGUGUUACCAUUGGCUGGGGAGGAUUGCCGUAGAAUCGGAGGGUGAUCAUGUGAAGUGUUGGGAGAGCUAUGUGGGGCAAGAGCUGUAUCGCUUCCUCCUGAUGGACUUCAUCUUCACCGUGCUUUACAUGUUCUUCGGAGAGUUCUUGUGGAGGUUGUUCUCUAAGCGAGUGUUGAAGAGAAACAGGAGACCGGAGUUUGACAUCGCUCGCAACGUAUUGGAGCUAAUUUAUGGGCAAACCCUUACUUGGAUAGGUGUACUGUUUGCUCCUUUGCUUCCCGCGGUCCAGAUCGUGAAACUGAUUGUGUUGUUUUACAUGAAGAAGAGCAGCCUGAUGUUAAACUUCCAGGUAUCGAGAAAGCCCUGGAAAGCCACCCAGAUGACCACGCUCUUCAUCUCUCUCUUGUGCGUCCCUUCCUUCCUGGGUGCAGCCGUGUCUGUCGCAUACACCAUGUGGACGAUUACGCCGUCAUCCGAGUGUGGCCCUUUCAGGAACGUCACCAUGAUGAUCGAGGCAGGGAAACUGUGGGCCGAGGAGCUGAAGGGAGAUCAUCCUGUCCUGGCAGGGCUGGACUGGCUGUACACCUACUUGGUGGACAAGCCAUUAUUCUUGUUCCUGGCAGCUGGCGUCUUCCUAACGGUGAUUUACAUCUAUGCCCAAGUUGUUGACGGCCUGCAGAAGGCCAUCGGUUUGUUAGAAAAGCAAAUCGAAAAUGAGGGUAAGGACAAACAGUUUCUCAUCACCCAACUGCAGACCAUUUGUGAGGAGGACGAUCUGGUGGUCCCCCCUUCAAGACCACAGGCGCAGUAA
This is a messenger RNA of Lampris incognitus (smalleye Pacific opah), 2475 nucleotides long. It is a transcript of the gene tmc6a, whose product is annotated as transmembrane channel-like protein 6. Bases 1 to 2475 code for a protein of 824 amino acids. The transcript has 19 exons. The record is from RefSeq and is a predicted model, not a curated record. NCBI's taxonomy places the organism in Eukaryota, Metazoa, Chordata, Actinopteri, Lampriformes, Lampridae. Gene Ontology annotation, molecular function: mechanosensitive monoatomic ion channel activity. Gene Ontology annotation, cellular component: plasma membrane.